CCUCGCUGUACACAGGGUGUCUGUCACCGAGCAGCGGGCAGCCGGCAGGCAAUGCGAUGAUAGUAGCUGCUGCUGCCCCUGCGCCGCCAGUUCCAGCACCGCCGGGCAAACCGCCCUUUUCUCUCUCCUCCUCCAGCUCCUCCUUCUCCCUCCGCCGCCGCUCCUUCAGCUUGUGGUUCUCAAACGGCAACGCGCAUGGAAGAGACAGCGCCACCGCCACCACGAGCAGCAGGGCGACGAGGAGGUGGUGGUGGUCCGAUCCCGGCGGCAGCCGAGAAGACUACGGCUCCUCUUCUCUAGAGGAGGAGGACGUUUACGAUUACGAGGAUGAGGCUGCGUUCCCCAGAUUUGGAGGGGCCGCGGAACUGUUCGAUGAGCCCUGGUUCUCCAAGGUAUAUAAGACUUACGGAAUCCUGCUACCGUUGAUGCUUGCGUCCAUGCUUGCUGCGACAGGGCCAAAGGCCUUUCUAAUGGCCAUGGUGAUCCCACUCAGUCAGUCGGCCAUAUCGUUUCUGCUUGACGCUGUAUGGGGAAGGAGGAAAGGCAACCGCGACGACAGGAGGAGACCAUUCCAAGAGGAAGAUUACCCUGAGGACGCCGCUGGCUUUGCGGCAGGUGGUCGAGGCAAUGGAUACCGCAGCCGCAGCAGCAGCAGCAGCAACUAUUAUGAGGGGAGAAGGAGGACGAGCAACUACCAGUCAAGUGUUUCUAACAAUUUUGCUGGUGCUGCCUCAACUGGUGUUGGAGCUGACGAUAACACCAAGAGCAGCAGCAGUGGAUAUGGAGGAUGGGAUGAGCUUCUGGACAACGACACUGCUGCUCAGGAGACAAAGAGGAGGAGCUCAUUCUCAGCUGGCACCACUGAUCGAAGCACAAAAUCGCAGCCUUCAGCGACUGGGGAGGAAGAUGCAGAUUAUACUGCCACUCCUUCAACAAGAACGAGAAUGAGACGACGGCGGACGCCAGGAACGAUGGGGUUGGGCAGUACCAUGUACAAGCAGGCACCACUCGUGAUGCGCUUGUUGGUGGCAGUCUUCCCGUUCCUGGGAUCAUGGUUCAGGCUGCUCUGAAUUGAUUGUUAUAUAUUCGUCCACGGUGGUUCGUUUAUGAUUUCAGAAAAAAAAAGAUAUAUAUAUAUAAGUGGCCAGUGGCAUUAAGCAAAGGAUUAUGAUUGUGAAAAAUAUAUAAGCGUAGUGAAGAAGAUCGAUUGGUUCAGGCAGUGUGCCUGCAGCAUCAGCUCUGUACUGCUGCAUCCGCCAUUGCGAAGGGAAAGAAUCACAGCAUCUGACUUGCUGGUGCAUGUGUGAACCUUUGCUUCCUCGCGCUUGUGCAGCUGAUAAUAUGUUUGUGGUCUCGGUGAACAUUAACUAAUUGUGUAAGUGGCCAGCGUAGUGUUGUGUUGCUUGUGUGUGUGGUGUAAGUGAUGUUGGGUUCUUGCACCCAUUCUUCCUUUUUAAUAUAAUGAUGAUACA
Molecule: messenger RNA, 1472 nt
Organism: Zea mays
Lineage: Eukaryota; Viridiplantae; Streptophyta; Magnoliopsida; Poales; Poaceae
Exons: 2
Coding region: 57-1070 (337 amino acids)
Source: RefSeq, marked validated